Molecule: messenger RNA, 1567 nt
Organism: Gloeophyllum trabeum ATCC 11539
Lineage: Eukaryota; Fungi; Basidiomycota; Agaricomycetes; Gloeophyllales; Gloeophyllaceae
Exons: 13
Coding region: 47-1492 (481 amino acids)
Biological process (GO): carbohydrate transport; transmembrane transport
Cellular component (GO): membrane
Molecular function (GO): carbohydrate:proton symporter activity
Source: RefSeq, a predicted model, not a curated record
GUGAUACUCAACUUUCACACCUAAUCGUACAUUACUACCGUUACCAAUGGCAUCUGACUUGGACGCGCAGCCUUUGCUGCGGCCUUCCACCAGGCAAGCUGGAACGGAGGGCACAACCGCCACCGUAUCCAUCUCUUCCAAUGCGCGCAUUUCAAUUACAAGUCUACCGCACUCUGCGUCUGAUUCGGACUCUCACGAGCAUGAGGACGAUGUGGACUUGACGUAUACAUACGCAUACGGCCCAUCGGGACUCCUAGGUCUCCUGCAUAACAAGUACGCGCUGGGGUGCGCUCUGUUUGCUAGUAUAGGAGGCUGGGUGUUUGGGUAUGACCAGGGAGUGAUAGCCAAUGUACUGGUUAUGAAAGAGUUUCUCCUACGGUUCCCGGUAGGUGCUUGGGAGAAGGGGGUCCUCACUGCCUCGCUCGACCUGGGGGCUCUUGUCGGCGCUCUACUCUCUGGGCUAGCGGACCACUACUCUCGGAAGUCUGCUAUAUUCUGGGCAUGUAUCAUAUUCAUCAUCGGAACCGCCCUCCAGGCAUUUGCCCUUUCCAUAUUUUGGUUAGUCUUGGGUCGCGGUCUAGCGGGUAUCGGCGUCGGAGCACUCAGUUCGUUAUCUCCUCUCUACAUAACGGAAAUAUCGCCACCUGAACUUCGAGGCUCUCUGCUCGCUCUCGAGCAAGCCUACAUGGAAGGAAGAGCAUCCGUGAAAGACCCAUGGCUUAUCGCUGAGCUGAAAGGCUGGCGGAGGCUCCUCUCCACCAAGUACCGCGACAGGACGAUGGUGGGUGUGAUCGUCAUGGUGAUCCAGCAAUGGUCAGGUAUCAAUGCGCUUCUCUAUUACGGCCCUACGCUGCUCUCCUCGUUCGGUCUUGGAUCCUCGAACGCGACUUUGCUUGUAGCAGGCGGAGUGGGUAUCGUGCAGUUCUUGGCUGUCUUUCCGGCGAUAGCUGGUAUCGACCACUGGGGUCGGAAGGCGUUGCUCAGAGGCGGGAGUAUCGUGAUGGGCUGCGCUCAUCUAGUCAUUGCCAUGGUGAUUCACGAGGACUCGGAUGACUGGGCGGGACAUCGAACCGGUGCUUGGGUGGCUGUAACCUGCCUCUACGUGUUUACUUUUGCCUACGGGCUAUCGUAUGGCCCCGUGGGAUGGGUCCUGCCAUCAGAGGUAUUCCCCACCAGUAUCAGGAGUAAAGGUGUAGCGCUGAGUACCAUGAGUAACUGGACAAACAAUUUUUUGAUCGGCCUGCUCACGCCGGGUUUAAUCGAGCUUUCACCUGCAUGGACAUUCAUGGUUUUCUCCACGGCUUGUUUUCUCGGCUACCUGUGGUCAACGUACACUGUCCCUGAGACUGCUGGCGUCUCUCUCGAAGAAAUUGACAAGUUCUUCCGAAGUAGUGUCGGGAAGGAGGAUGCCGAACUGAGAGGAGAGAUCGAGAGGGAGCUAGGUCUGACGGACGUUAUCAGACGCAUCUGGGAAGACGGAAGAACGGAUUAAUGAGUGUAAAAUUGCUAUAUAUUGAAGGUAAUAUACCAGUCGCAGGGUAAUCGGUGCAUAUCAUGUUCAUCCUCG